Drosophila mauritiana is the source of this 1130-nucleotide messenger RNA. RefSeq names its product angiopoietin-1-like. The record is from RefSeq and is a predicted model, not a curated record. The transcript is spliced from 3 exons. NCBI's taxonomy places the organism in Eukaryota, Metazoa, Arthropoda, Insecta, Diptera, Drosophilidae. The coding region runs from base 1 to 1062 and encodes 353 amino acids.
AUGACUCCCAUCGCUGGUUAUACUGGCUUAGUAGCUGGCACAUCUUGUGUUCUACCAGACGACCAAGAAGAUAAAUGCAGUACGAUUUGCUACCCUACUAUUAAGCCCUUGUUAAAGCAUGUGGGAUUGUGCCAUCAAAAUAAUGAAAUAGUUUACCAACUCCAAGACAAAAUUCGCGAACAGGAGAUCGAAAUAAAUAGAUUUAAGCUUGAAAAUGAUAGAUUGAAAGUUCAAUUGGAGGAAGACGAAAAAUCAUUUGAAUUGAAUAAUCAACUCAAAGAAGCUCUUGACAAUAAUCGAAACAUUGUGAGCCAGUUUAGUGCGAAAUUAAAUAUAUUGAUUAAUGAAAAGAACGACGAAACCAUCAGGCAUCUAAGUGAAGAGAAUGUAUUACUAAAACAGACAAAUAGUGAACUUAAAGAGAUUGCAAACGAAAAGGAAAAUCAACUGAGGAGUUAUUGGACGCAAAACAACGGAUCGAAGGAGAAAGUGGAUUUACCCAGCAGCUGUUUGGAUUAUGAUUAUGAAAAAGGUCUGAGGCGAAUCAAAGUUCCUGGAGCUGAAUCCUUUGAAGUACUGUGCCAUUCCGAAAUCGCGGGACCCGGUUGGACACUCGUACUGCGCAAUCUGGGUAAUGCAAAUUUCAACCGUAACUGGACGGAAUAUAAGUAUGGAUUUGGUGUUUGGGGUUCGUCCUUUUUUAGAGGACUAGAAGUCCUUCAUUUAAUGACUCGAUCGCAGCCCCAUGAAUUGUACGUUGUGGCUAAUUUAAAAGACGAAACCACUUUGUCAAAUCAUUUUGACGAGAUUGACGUCGGCGGCGAACCUGAAGGUUAUCGUCUUAAGUCGAUUGGCAAACCUAAGUCCAAGGAAUUACUCUUUAUGAAGAGUCAAGUUAACGCCAAAUUUACGACUUAUGAUCGGAACAAUGCCGGAACAAAAACCAACUACGCUGUUAUGAAUAAUGCCGGAUGGUGGUACUCAAAAAAAAACCAAUUAAGCUUUACAAAUAGUCCUGAUGAUGUUGAAGAAAUUCUGAUGCUAAUACGACCUAAAAGUUAACAUUUCUUUUCGGAAUGGCAUUGUACGUAUAUUUAAUUAAGCUACGACUGGAAACCAUAAAAGAAUAC